CAGCCAGCGGUGAACGGCCACGCUGCCCCCCUCUCGCACCAGGAGGACGUGCCGGGGGCAAACCACUCGUGCCAGGAUAUACGGCCUCACAAGCAGAGAGAAGCAGCCGGCGGGGAUGUGACAGUGAUGGAUGCCUCCAGCCGGCCCUCGGAGGCAGCUGGCAGCAUUGCUGGAGUGUAUGUGGAGGCCUCCAAGAGGAUAAUGAGUUUUUAUGAUGCCACCAGAGAGCAUCUCCUGAGUCUGGAUUCAGCACUCUGUCUCCUGGAGGCCCAGGCAGCCAUGGGCUUUAUCGCCGACCCAGUGAAGAAGAGGCACGUCUCCGUGGCAGAAGCCGUGCAGCUGGGGCUGGUGGGGCUGGAGCUGAAGGAGAGGCUGCUCUCUGCAGAGAAAGCCGCUACAGGCUUUGUGGACCCCUACACAGAAGAGAAAAUCUCCCUCUACCAGGCCAUCCAGAAGGACCUGGUGGGAAGGGAGACAGGUACUCGGCUGCUGGAGGCCCAGAUGGCAACCGGCGGCAUCAUUGACCCAGCCACUGGCUGCCGGCUGCCAGCAGACGUUGCCUGUGAGAGGGGGUAUUUAGAUGAAGAGAUGACCCAGCUCCUCUCAGACCCCAGCAGUGAGGACAGCAAAGGGUUCCUCAACCCCAGCACUAUGGAGAGGGUCACUUACAUGGAGCUUCUAAAGAGGUGUGUGGUCGAUCCAGCCUCAGGCUUCCUCCUCCUGCCCCUGCAAAUCACAUUCCUGGGGCUGGCUGGGAGGGUGAGCAGCAGGGACCUGCUGGACUCUGGCAUCAUCAGCCCUGAGACCUUCAGAGAUCUCGAGGAAGGAAGAGUUUCUGCGCAGGAGGUAGCAGAGAACGACUCCAUCCAGCAGUUCCUGCGUGGGACGAGGAGCGUGGCUGGCGUUGUCCUGCCUUCCAGUGAGCGGAAAAGCCUUUACCAGGCACUGAGAGAGCAUCUCCUCGUGCCUGGUGCUGCUCUGAUGCUCCUGCAAGUCCAGGCCUCCACCUGCAGCCUGACAGACCCCAUAAAGAACAGAAGCUAUUCAGUUGAUGAGGCUGUCCGGGUCGGUCUCGUUGGCCCAGAGCUUCAUGAGAAACUGUCUUCAGCUGAGAAGGCCAUCACUGGAUACAAGGACCCCUGCACUGGAGAAAUGCUCUCUCUCUUCCAAGCCAUCAGGAAGGGCUUUGUCCCCAAGGAUCAUGGCAUUUGCCUUCUGGAGGCUCAGAUGGCCACUGGGGGUAUAAUUGCUCCAGGCAGGCACCUCCGUGUCCCCACGGAGACAGCUUGCAAGUGGGGGUACCUGGAUGAGGCCACGAGACAGCUCCUCUCCAGUCCUACUGAUGACAUGAAAGGGUUCUUUGACCCCGGCUCCAAGGAGAAGCUGACCUACGCAGCCCUGCUCAAGCGCUGCGUCACUGAUCCCCACACGGGGCUCCUUCUGCUGCCACUUGGUGGAGAAAGUGGAGAAAGAGCCAAGGGAACCCCCCUCUUCUUUGACCAUAGGACCCAAAUGGCUCUGGAAAACACACGGGUACCCGUCGCUUUGGGUAAAUUCAAGGGAAAGCCAGUGUCUCUCUGGAAACUCCUCUUUUCAGACUACAUUCAGAGCGAGCAAAGAGCUGCCCUGGCCCAGCAGUACCUUGCUGGAACGCUCUCUACACAAGAGUUGGGUAAGGCAGUCAGCACCGCCAUUGAGGAAAUGGCUUCCACUGCCAAUGUCACCUUUGAAGGCCUGAGGGACCGGGUGACAGCUGACCAGCUCCUGAGCUCCGAAAUCAUCAACAAAGAUUUGUUUAAGAAGCUGAAGGAGGGAGAAACAUCAGCCAAAGAAGUUGUCGGCAUGGACACUGUCAAGAAGUACCUGCAAGGGACGGGUAGCAUCGGUGGGCUCCUGCUUCCUGACUCCCAGGAGAAGAUCAGCAUCUACCAGGCAAAGCGGAAGGGACUGUUAAGACCAGGAACGUCACUGAUCCUCCUGGAGGCACAGGCUGCGACCGGAUUUGUCAUUGACCCAGCUGCCAACAAAAGGUACUCUGUGGAUGAGGCAUUAAGAGCGAACGUCAUUGGCCCAGAUGUUUAUGACAAGCUACUGACCGCAGAGAAAUCAGUCACCGGCUACAGAGACCCCUACUCGGGGAACAAGAUCUCCCUCUUCCAGGCCAUGAAGAAGGAGCUCAUCGUCAAGGAACAUGCCAUCCGCCUGCUGGAGGCCCAGAUCGCCACUGGUGGCAUCAUUGACCCUGUCAACAGCCACCGCAUCCCCGUGGAGGUGGCCUACAAGCGGGGCUACUUCGACAAGAAGAUGAACUUAAUCCUUUCCGAUCCCAGUGAUGACACCAAGGGCUUCUUUGACCCCAACACCCAUGAGAACCUCACCUACCUGCAGCUGAAGGAGAAGUGCAUCACAGAGCCCUCCACCGGGCUCUGCCUCCUUCCUCUGAACAGCAGGAAGCGCCAGUUUGUCGACGACACCACCAGACGGGUGUUCAGGGGGUCCUGGCUGCCUGUCAGGUUUGGGCGGUUACGGGGGGAGAAGGUCUCUGUGUGGGACCUGCUGAACUCCGAGUACUUCAGCGAGGGGAGGCGCCGGGAGAUAUUCAACCACUACCAGCUGAGGAAGCUCACCCUGGAGCAGAUUCGCAUCAUGUUAGAGGAGGAAAUGAAAAAAUGGGCCCCCAUCAAGUUCCCAGCCAUGAGAGGCUGUGUCAGUGCCUACCACCUGAUGGAAACUGGUGUCAUCGACAAGGCCCUAUUCGAGAAGGUGUUGGAGGGAUCCGUCACACCAGAGGAAGUCCUGCACAUGGACUCUGUCAGAAAGUACCUCUAUGGCUCUGGCAGCAUAGGGGGGAUUGUACUCCAGCCAUCGAACCAGAGGAUAAGCAUUUACGAGGCCAUGAAGAAAAACAUCAUGGUUCCAGGAGUAGCCCUCCCACUACUAGAGGCCCAGGCUGCCACCGGCUUCAUCAUUGACCCGGUGAACAAUCAGAAACUCUGUGUGGAUGAUGCCAUCAAGGAGGGGGUCAUUGGGCCCGAAGUCCACGAGAAGCUGCAGCAUGCGGAAGGGGCUGUAACAGGCUACAAAGAUCCUUUCACAGGCAAGAAGAUCCCCCUCUUCCAGGCAAUGAAGAAGGGCCUGAUUGCUGACAAACAGGCCAUGCAGCUGAUGGAGGUGCAGAUGGCUACUGGAGGCAUCAUUGAUCCAACAUGUGGCCACUAUAUCCCCGUGGAAGCUGCCCAGGAGCGAGGGUGCCUGGAUGAGGACACAAACAAGGUUCUUUCUAAGGCCAGUGACAGCACCAGAGCUUUCUGUGUCCCAGACAGCAAGGAGACUGUCACCUACGCCGAGCUAAUCAAGCGCUGCCAGAAGGAUGAGGUCUCUGGCUUCCACCUGCUGCCUCUGCCACAGACAGCGGCUCCCACCUACACCGACGAGGAAAUCCAACAGAUUUUUAAGAAAACUGUGGUGAAGGAGAAAGGUGUCUCCCUGUGGGAGCUUAUCCACGCUGGGUACUUCACUGAGGAGCAGAGGAGGGACUUUGUGGAGAGGUUCCGCUCGGAGGAAAUGUCGCUGCAGCAGCUGGUAGCUCUUGUGCUCAGGCUGGUCGGGGAGAUGGAGAUGAAAGCCCGCUCCCAGAUCACCUUGGAAGGCUUGCAGGGCAGCGUCCCUGCUGUCUGGCUGCUGGAUGCUGGCAUCAUCACUGAGAAGACGUUUGAAGAACUGGCUCAGGGCAUAAAAGCUCCCGAGGAAGUGGCUGCCAUGGAGAGUGUGAAGAAGUACUUGCAGGGCACAGGCAACAUUGCCGGGGUGUUUGUAGAGGCAUCCAAAAGGAAGAUGAGCUUUUACGAUGCCAUGAAGAACAAUCUCCUCCUCCCUGGGGCUGCUGUGAGGCUGCUGGAAGCUCAGGCAGCCACAGGAUAUCUCACCAACCCCACAACAAGCCAGAGACUCAGCGUGAGGGAGGCUGUGAAAGCAGCCGUUGUGGGCGAAGAGCUCACCGAGAAGCUCCUUCUCGCAGAGAGGGCAGUGACUGGCUACACAGACCCCUACACCGGGAGCUCCAUCUCCUUAUGCCAAGCACUCAGGAAGGAGCUGAUCCCCCUGGGAGAUGCUGUUCCCUUGCUAGAGGCCCAGCUGGCCACAGGAGGGGUCAUCGAUCCCAUUCACCACCUCCACCUUCCACUCCAGGCUGCGUGCAGGUACGGCUUCUACGACGAGGAGCUGAACCAAACCCUCUCUCAGCUGGAUGACACCACCAGAAUCUUUUUUGACCCAAACACAAAGGAGAACGUGACCUACCAGCAGCUGAAGGAAAGGUGCUUUCAGGAGGCUGAGUCAGGUCUCUGGCUCCUUCCACUCUCGGAGAAUGCCAUGUUCUGUGUGGAUGAGCAAACCAUGGAGGUGCUGAAAUCUGUGACCGUUUGUGUCAACAUAGGGCGAUUCAAAGGACAGACAGUGUCAGUCUGGGACCUUCUCAACUCCGAGUACCUCUCCGACAGCAAGAGAAGGGAGCUGGUGCAAAAGUACAAGGAUGAGAGUGCUGAAGUGCUGCACGAAAUCAUAGCAGUUGUCACCACGAUCAUUAAAGAGACCGAGACACAAGGCAAGAAGUUUGCAUUCAAGGGCCUGCGGAAGAGAGUAUCUGCCAGUGACCUCUUCCAGUCUCAGCUGAUAGACAAAAAAACCCUCGAUGAGCUCAACCAGGGGAAGAAAACUGUCAAAGAAGUCACUGAAAUGGACUCUGUCCGCAGGUACCUGGAGGGCAGCAACUUCAUAGCAGGGGUCCUCAUACAGCCAAGCAAUGAGAAGAUGAGCAUCUACCAAGCCAUGAGGAAGGGCAUCCUGAGGCCAGGGACAGCACUGGUGCUGCUGGAGGCGCAGGCUGCCACUGGCUAUAUCAUCAACCCGGAGAAAAAACAGAAGUUUUCAGUAGAGGAAGCGUUAAAGGCAGGUCUAAUUGGAGGAGAGAUUUAUGAAAAGCUGCUCUGUGCAGAAAAAGCCGUGACGGGCUACACCGACCCCUACACAAAAGCUCCAAUGUCCCUGUUUGAAGCCAUGAGCCAAGGACUGAUUGUGAAGAGCCACGGCAUCCGCCUGCUUGAGGCCCAGAUCGCCACCGGUGGCAUCAUUGACCCCGUCCACAGCCACCGUAUCCCCGUGGAGGUGGCCUACCAGCGUGGUUACUUCAACCAGGAGAUGAACCAGAUCCUCUCCGACCCCACUGACGACACCAAGGGCUUCUUUGACCCCAACACCCACGAGAACCUCACCUACCUGCAGCUCCUGGAGAGAUGCGUCCAAGAUUCCGAGACUGGGUUGUACAUGCUACAAGUUGUAAAGGAAGGAGGAAAGUACUUCUACAUUGAUGAAGCUACGAAACAGGUUUUGCGCUCAAAGCCCCUUGAAGUGAAAGUUGGAAAGUUUAAGGACCAAACGGUUUCCGUCUGGGAAAUUCUCUGCUCUCAUUACAUCUCUGAGCGGAAAAGGAAAGAACUGGUGAUGCAGUACAAAUGCAAAACCCUCACGCUGGAAGAUCUUAUAGCCCUCAUCCUCAAAAUAAUCGAAGAUACAGAGCAAAGAGCAGAAGCCCUCAAGCUUAAAGGACUCCGGGGGGAUGUGUCGGUAUCAGAACUGUUUAACUCCGAGAUAAUUGACAAGAAAACUCUAGAUCAGCUGCAGGAUGGGAGUCUCACGCUUGCCAGUCUCACAAAGAGGGACACCAUCCAAAGGUACUUGGAUGGCACUGGGUGCAUUGCCGGAGUUCUACUCCCAUCAAGGAAAGAGAAGAUGAGCAUCUACCAUGCCCUGGAGAAGGGCCUCCUCACAGAGCAAUGUGCACUGGGGCUGCUGGAGGCACAGGCUGCCACUGGUUUUCUCAUUGACCCACUGAAAAACAAGAAGCUCUCUGUGGAUGAGGCCGUGUCCUCCGGGCUGGUGGGUAGCAACUUGCACGAGAAACUCCUGUCAGCAGAGAAAGCUGUGACAGGAUACACAGAUCCUCACACAGGAAAGAUAAUAUCCCUCUUCCAGGCCAUGAGGCAGAAGAUAACAGUCAAGGAGGAUGCAAUCCGCCUGCUGGAGGCCCAGCUGGCCACCGGCGGCAUCAUCGACCCCAUCCACAGCCACCGCCUCCCUGUAGAGGUGGCCUACAAAAGGGGCUACUUGGAUGAUGACACAUUUCUCCUACUUUCUGAUCCAGAUCAUGGUAGCAAAGGUUUUAUAGAUCCAAACACUCAUGAGAAAAUCAGCUAUAGCCAGCUCCUACAGAGAUGUUCCAAAGACAGAGACACAGGGCUGUACCUGCUGCAGGUCAUGGAGAAGCAAGAUGACUAUUUCUACAUUGAUGAGCAAACAAAAAAUGCCCUCUUAUCUACAAAGGUACAAGUGACUGUUGGAAAAUACAAAGGACAGGAGUUAUCUCUGUGGGAACUUCUCUGUUCUGAGUACAUCACAGAUGAGAAAAGAAAAGAACUGGUGAAAAAAUAUAAACGAGAAUCCCAUCACAUUAUACAAGGAAUCAUUGAAACAAUACUAAAUAUCAUUAAAGAAAAAGAAGAGGACAGAAGUGAUGUCUGGUUCCGAGGACUCCGACAACAAAUAACAGCCUCCGAACUCCUGAGUGCACAGAUAAUUACAGAAGAAACAAUGGAAAAACUCAACGAAGGGAAAGAGACAGCCCAAGAAAUAGCACAAACGGAAAGUGUGAGAAGAUACCUUGAGGGAACUGGAAGCAUUGCCGGUGUGCUCGUGCCCUCCAAGGUAGACCAAACCAAGAUGGAGAAGAUGAGUAUCUACCAGGCCAUGUGGAAGGGCAUCCUAAGACCAGGGACAGCAUUGGUGCUGCUGGAGGCCCAGGCUGCCACUGGCUUCAUCAUUGACCCCCUGGCCAACAAGAAGCUCUCCGUGGACGAGGCCAUCUCCUGCGGGCUGGUGGGCAGCGAGCUACAAAAGAAACUUCUUUCUGCAGAGAGAUCAGUCACAGGGUACUAUCACCCAAGCACAGGACAAAAAAUGUCGCUCUUCCAGGCCAUGAAGAAGGAGCUCAUCGUCAAGGAGCACGGCAUCCGCCUGCUCGAGGCCCAGAUCGCCACCGGCGGCAUCAUCGACCCCGUCCACAGCCACCGCCUCCCCGUGGAGGUGGCCUACCAGCGCGGCUACUUGGACCGGGAGAUGAGCCACGUCCUCUCCGACCCCACCGACGACACCAAGGGCUUCUUCGACCCCAACACCCACGAGAACCUCACCUACCUGCAGCUCCUGCGCCGCUGCGUGCCCGACCCGGACACGGGGCUGCUCAUGCUCCAGCUGAUGGACAAGGGCUCCGUGCUCUACCAGCUGACCGAGGACGCCCGCAAAGCCCUGCAGGCCGCCCGCGUCACCCUCAGCGUGGGGCUCUUCCAGGGACAGAGCGUCACCCUCUGGGAGCUCCUCUUCUCCCGCUACGUGCCCGACCACCGGCGCCAGGACCUCCUCCGCAGCUACAAGGCGGGGACGCUCACCGUCUCAGAGAUGAUCACCCUCCUCACCGCCAUCGUCACCGGGGCUGAGGGCCAGGGCCACGGCGCCCACCCACCACAGAAGCCCACGCAGCGGGAGGCCCCGCCGCCGCCGGCCCAGAACGGCGAGGCCGCGGGCUCCCGGCAGGAGCGGGAGCGGGAGCUGGAGCUGGAGCUGGAGCGGUCCCUCAAGGCCCACCACGUGGAGGUCUCAGCGGGAGGCUUCGAGGGCAGGAAGGUCUCCCUGUGGGAGCUCCUCUUCUCCCAGUACGUCUCCCAGGCAAAGAGGCAGGAGCUGCUGGGGCAGGUGCGCGCCGGGAGCCUGGCGCUGGACGAGCUGGCGCGGCUCCUCAGCGUGCUCAUCCAGGAGGCGGUGGAGCGCAGCAGCAAGGUGAAGUUCACGGGCCUCAGGAGGCAGGUGACCGCCUCGGACCUGCUGGACUCGGGCAUCAUCGACAAGGACACGCUGGCCGACCUGGUGCAGGGCUCCAAGACGGUGCAGGAGGUGACGCAGAUGGCCUCCGUCAAGCGCUACCUGGACGGCACGGGCUGCAUCGCCGGCGUGCUGGUGCCCUCCAAAGCCGACCCCGCCACCAUGGAGAAGAUGAGCAUCUACCAGGCCAUGUGGAAGGGCAUCCUGCGGCAGGGCACGGCCCUGGUGCUGCUGGAGGCGCAGGCUGCCACCGGCUUCCUCGUUGACCCCCUGGCCAACAAGAAGCUCUCCGUGGACGAGGCCGUCUCCUGCGGGCUGGUGGGCAGCGAGCUGCACGAGAAGCUCCUCUCGGCCGAGAGGGCCGUCACGGGCUACACCGACCCCUACACCGGCCAGCAGAUCUCCCUCUUCCAGGCCAUGAAGAAGGAGCUCAUCGUCAAGGAGCACGGCAUCCGCCUGCUCGAGGCCCAGAUCGCCACCGGCGGCAUCAUCGACCCCGUCCACAGCCACCGCCUCCCCGUGGAGGUGGCCUACCAGCGCGGCUACUUGGACCGGGAGAUGAGCCACGUCCUCUCCGACCCCACCGACGACACCAAGGGCUUCUUCGACCCCAACACCCACGAGAACCUCACCUACCUGCAGCUCCUGCGCCGCUGCGUGCCCGACCCGGACACGGGGCUGCUCAUGCUCCAGCUGAUGGACAAGGGCUCCGUGCUCUACCAGCUGACCGAGGACGCCCGCAAAGCCCUGCAGGCCGCCCGCGUCACCCUCAGCGUGGGGCUCUUCCAGGGACAGAGCGUCACCCUCUGGGAGCUCCUCUUCUCCCGCUACGUGCCCGACCACCGGCGCCAGGACCUCCUCCGCAGCUACAAGGCGGGGACGCUCACCGUCUCAGAGAUGAUCACCCUCCUCACCGCCAUCGUCACCGGGGCUGAGGGCCAGGGCCACGGCGCCCACCCACCACAGAAGCCCACGCAGCGGGAGGCCCCGCCGCCGCCGGCCCAGAACGGCGAGGCCGCGGGCUCCCGGCAGGAGCGGGAGCGGGAGCUGGAGCUGGAGCUGGAGCGGUCCCUCAAGGCCCACCACGUGGAGGUCUCAGCGGGAGGCUUCGAGGGCAGGAAGGUCUCCCUGUGGGAGCUCCUCUUCUCCCAGUACGUCUCCCAGGCAAAGAGGCAGGAGCUGCUGGGGCAGGUGCGCGCCGGGAGCCUGGCGCUGGACGAGCUGGCGCGGCUCCUCAGCGUGCUCAUCCAGGAGGCGGUGGAGCGCAGCAGCAAGGUGAAGUUCACGGGCCUCAGGAGGCAGGUGACCGCCUCGGACCUGCUGGACUCGGGCAUCAUCGACAAGGACACGCUGGCCGACCUGGUGCAGGGCUCCAAGACGGUGCAGGAGGUGACGCAGAUGGCCUCCGUCAAGCGCUACCUGGACGGCACGGGCUGCAUCGCCGGCGUGCUGGUGCCCUCCAAAGCCGACCCCGCCACCAUGGAGAAGAUGAGCAUCUACCAGGCCAUGUGGAAGGGCAUCCUGCGGCAGGGCACGGCCCUGGUGCUGCUGGAGGCGCAGGCUGCCACCGGCUUCCUCGUUGACCCCCUGGCCAACAAGAAGCUCUCCGUGGACGAGGCCGUCUCCUGCGGGCUGGUGGGCAGCGAGCUGCACGAGAAGCUCCUCUCGGCCGAGAGGGCCGUCACGGGCUACACCGACCCCUACACCGGCCAGCAGAUCUCCCUCUUCCAGGCCAUGAAGAAGGAGCUCAUCGUCAAGGAGCACGGCAUCCGCCUGCUCGAGGCCCAGAUCGCCACCGGCGGCAUCAUCGACCCCGUCCACAGCCACCGCCUCCCCGUGGAGGUGGCCUACCAGCGCGGCUACUUGGACCGGGAGAUGAGCCACGUCCUCUCCGACCCCACCGACGACACCAAGGGCUUCUUCGACCCCAACACCCACGAGAACCUCACCUACCUGCAGCUCCUGCGCCGCUGCGUGCCCGACCCGGACACGGGGCUGCUCAUGCUCCAGCUGAUGGACAAGGGCUCCGUGCUCUACCAGCUGACCGAGGACGCCCGCAAAGCCCUGCAGGCCGCCCGCGUCACCCUCAGCGUGGGGCUCUUCCAGGGACAGAGCGUCACCCUCUGGGAGCUCCUCUUCUCCCGCUACGUGCCCGACCACCGGCGCCAGGACCUCCUCCGCAGCUACAAGGCGGGGACGCUCACCGUCUCAGAGAUGAUCACCCUCCUCACCGCCAUCGUCACCGGGGCUUGGUGUCGCCGGCUGCAGGGUGUGACACGGCGCUCCGCUGCGUCCCGCACCCGGUGCCACCCGUGCCGGCAGCACAACCGGCCCAUCAUCACCUCCUGGGAGGACACACACGGUGCCCCACGGCAGCAGGACUGUUCCCCAGAGACAAGGCAGAGGAUGAGCGGAGCUCCUCAGAACAACAAGUCAAGCAACAGCAUGGGCAGUGACCCGCUUGGACACAAAGACAUGGGUGAGGGUGGGAGUAAUUUCAUUGCUGGAGUCUUCAUCCAGGCGAAGAAAAAGAAGAUGAGUAUCUAUGAUGCCAUGAUGAGGGGGCUCCUGACGCCAGGUACAGCCCUGGUGCUGCUGGAGGCACAGGCUGCUUCAGGGUUCCUCACCGACCCCGUGAGGAAUGAGAAGCUGUCGGUGAAGGCAGCGCUGAGCGCGGGACUCAUAGGCAGGGAUUUUUAUGAGAAGCUGCUGUCAGCAGAGGGAGCAGUGACAGGGUACACAGAGCCCUACACAGGACACAAGAUCUCCCUCUUCCAGGCCAUGAAGAAAGAGUUCAUCGUCAAGGAGCACGCUACCCGCCUGCUGGAGGCCCAGAUCGCCACCGGCGGCAUCAUCGACCCGGUGAAUGGCCACCGCCUGCCUGUGGAGGUGGCCUACCAGCGGGGCUUCUUUGACCAGGAGAUGUGCCAGUUUCUUUCUAACCCCAAGAAUCAAACAAGAAGUUGCUUUGACCCCAACACCCACGAGAACCUCACCUACCUGCAGCUCCUGCGCCGCUGCGUGCCCGACCCGGACACGGGGCUGCUCAUGCUCCAGCUGAUGGACAAGGGCUCCGUGCUCUACCAGCUGACCGAGGACGCCCGCAAAGCCCUGCAGGCCGCCCGCGUCACCCUCAGCGUGGGGCUCUUCCAGGGACAGAGCGUCACCCUCUGGGAGCUCCUCUUCUCCCGCUACGUGCCCGACCACCAGAGAGAGGAACUGCUGAGGAAAUACAAGGCAGGGAUGGUGACCAUCCCAGAGAUGAUCACCCUCCUCACCACCAUUGUCACUGGGGCAGAAAUGGAAAAGGAGGAUCUGAGCUCCUCCACAGUUAUUCCCAACAACAAGGUGGGAGGAUCACAACCCGUUCAGGGGACGCACUCCCAGGAGCAGCAGUUGAGGAAGUCCUUAAAGUCUGUGACCAUCUAUGUCACCACUGGUGAAUUCCAGGGGCAAAAAGUUUCCUUGUUGGAUCUGCUCUUUUCCAAAUACAUCCCCCAAGAGAAGCGGCAGGAGCUGCUGGAGCUGUACAGAGCAGGGAUCCUGACCACAGGACAGGUGGCUACGGUGGUCACCAACAUCAUGAACAGAACAGAGGCUGCAAAUGCCGCGCUCACAGCAAAUGCCAGAAGUCCACACAAGGUGGUGACAAGGACAGAGGACAACGAAGCUGAUUUUUCAGCACAAGAUGCACAGCUAGAUAACAUCUUGAAGUCUACCACCAUUGACGUGCCAGCUGGUGAGUUCCAGGGGAGACAGGUCUCUGUGUGGGACCUGCUCUUCUCUGACUACAUCUCUGAGGAGAAAAGGCAGGAGCUCCUAGAGCUGUACCGUGAAAGGCUAUUAGCUCUGGAGCAGAUGAUAACUGUUGUCACCACUCUCGUUAAGAAAAAAGAAUCUACAGGCAGGAAAUUCCUGAUUGCAGCCAAGGCUUCUAACAAGGACACUGUGUCAGCAGCAGGAGAGAAGGAUGAUGACUCCACCAAAGAAGAACCAUGGGAAAAAGCCUUGAAAACCACAGUUGUCGACAUGGAGGUUGGGGACUUUCGUGGCCACAAGGUCUCUGUGUGGGAGCUGCUCCACUCCAAGUACAUCCCUGAGGAGAACAGAAAGGAGCUCCUGGAGCUGUACCGGGGAGGAGUGUUGACCCUCGAGCAGGUAAAAAUGGUUGUCAGCACCAUUGUAACCAAGGCAGAAGCAGCGAGGGCAGAGCAAUUGGCAAAUGCGAGUAGUCCACGGGCAGAGACAACGCUUGCAGAAGCUGAGGACACCCACCUGCUGGAGGACAGGACUUGGGAAGAGACCCUGAAGUCCACCAUGGUAGAGAUGGCAAUAGAUGAGUUCCAGGGAAGGCAGGUCUCUGUGUGGGACCUGCUCUUCUCUGACUACAUCUCUGAGGAGAAAAGGCAGGAGCUCCUAGAGCUGUACCGUGAAAGGCUAUUAGCUCUGGAGCAGAUGAUAACUGUUGUCACCACUCUCGUUAAGAAAAAAGAAUCUACAGGCAGGAAAUUCCUGAUUGCAGCCAAGGCUUCUAACAAGGACACUGUGUCAGCAGCAGGAGAGAAGGAUGAUGACUCCACCAAAGAAGAACCAUGGGAAAAAGCCUUGAAAACCACAGUUGUCGACAUGGAGGUUGGGGACUUUCGUGGCCACAAGGUCUCUGUGUGGGAGCUGCUCCACUCCAAGUACAUCCCUGAGGAGAACAGAAAGGAGCUCCUGGAGCUGUACCGGGGAGGAGUGUUGACCCUCGAGCAGGUAAAAAUGGUUGUCAGCACCAUUGUAACCAAGGCAGAAGCAGCGAGGGCAGAGCAAUUGGCAAAUGCGAGUAGUCCACGGGCAGAGACAACGCUUGCAGAAGCUGAGGACACCCACCUGCUGGAGGACAGGACUUGGGAAGAGAACCUAAAGUCCACCAUGGUAGAGAUGGCAAUAGAUGAGUUCCAGGGAAGGCAGGUCUCUGUGUGGGACCUGCUCUUCUCUGACUACAUCUCUGAGGAGAAAAGGCAGGAGCUCCUGGAGCUGUACCGUGCGGGGACACUGCCCUUGGAGCGGUUAAUAAUUGUUGUCACCACUCUCGUUAAGAAAAAAGAAUCUACAGGCAGGAAAUUCCUGAUUGCAGCCAAGGCUUCUAACAAGGACACUGUGUCAGCAGCAGGAGAGAAGGAUGAUGACUCCACCAAAGAAGAACCAUGGGAAAAAGCCUUGAAAACCACAGUUGUCGACAUGGAGUUUGGGGACUUUCGCGGCCACAAGGUCUCUGUGUGGGAGCUGCUCCACUCCAAGUACAUCCCUGAGGAGAACAGAAAGGAGCUCCUGGAGCUGUACCAGGCAGGAGAGUUAACCCUCGAGCAGGUGAAAAUGGUUGUCAGCACCAUUGUAACCAAGGCAGAAGCAGCGAGGGCAGAGCAAUUGGCAAAUGCGAGUAGUCCACGGGCAGAGACAACGCUUGCAGAAGCUGAGGACACCCACCUGCUGGAGGACAGGACUUGGGAAGAGACCCUGAAGUCCACCAUGGUAGAGAUGGCAAUAGAUGAGUUCCAGGGAAGGCAGGUCUCUGUGUGGGACCUGCUCUUCUCUGACUACAUCUCUGAGGAGAAAAGGCAGGAGCUCCUGGAGCUGUACCGUGCGGGGACACUGCCCUUGGAGCGGUUAAUAAUUGUUGUCACCACUCUCGUUAAGAAAAAAGAAUCUACAGGCAGGAAAUUCCUGAUUGCAGCCAAGGCUUCUAACAAGGACACUGUGUCAGCAGCAGGAGAGAAGGAUGAUGACUCCACCAAAGAAGAACCAUGGGAAAAAGCCUUGAAAACCACAGUUGUCGACAUGGAGUUUGGGGACUUUCGCGGCCACAAGGUCUCUGUGUGGGAGCUGCUCCACUCCAAGUACAUCCCUGAGGAGAACAGAAAGGAGCUCCUGGAGCUGUACCAGGCAGGAGAGUUAACCCUCGAGCAGGUGAAAAUGGUUGUCAGCACCAUUGUAACCAAGGCAGAAGCAGCGAGGGCAGAGCAAUUGGCAAAUGCGAGUAGUCCACGGGCAGAGACAACGCUUGCAGAAGCUGAGGACACCCACCUGCUGGAGGACAGGACUUGGGAAGAGACCCUGAAGUCCACCAUGGUAGAGAUGGCAAUAGAUGAGUUCCAGGGAAGGCAGGUCUCUGUGUGGGACCUGCUCUUCUCCAGGUAUGUCCCUGAGGAGAAAAGGCAGGAGCUCCUGGAGCUGUACCGUGCGGGGACACUCACCCUUCAGGAGCUGGUGGCCACCACCACCAGCACUGCUACCAACAGCAACGAAGGGCACCUUGCAACCCUCCCCCAGCAGACGGUGGAUCUCCUCCAGUCCGAGGGCUCCUACAUUACUUUUGGCCCAUUCCAGGAGCAGAGGGUGUCAGUGUGGGAGCUCCUCUCCAACAAGCAAGUCUCUGAGUACAAACGAGAGGCACAUCUCGACACCUACGGCACGGGAGGGCUGACGGUGAACAAGAUCACCAUCACCACCACCGUCAUCACGGGCCCACACCGAAAGAAGAGACUCCACCAGGACCACUAGCACCACCCAGCCCAGAAGAGGAGCGAGGUGUCUCCUGGGGCAGGCGUGGCCUGGGUGCUCGGGAGAGUUUGCCUCCCCCAUAACUUAAUUACGGGCAGGAAAGAGGGGUGACAACCCUGUGUGUGGAACGGGGCGGGUGCCUGGUUAAAGUCCUUGCUGUCUCAACUGCUGCCAUGCUGAGGUGUCUUUUCCCCAAGAGGCCUCUCCUGGAGGGGUCCUGGGGAGGGUCCAGGGAGGGCUCUGACUGCAGCGUUCCCACAAAAAACAGGGGAAUGCGGGGCCGGCACCCGAGUCGGGUGGGCUGGGGACAGUCAGGAAUGGGACUGGGGAGGGGCUCCAAAAGGUUCUGGUGCACACAGGGUGCUGUGCCUCAGCCCCACCAGCCCUGACUGGGGAUCCUACAGGUGUAGGAUCACCCAGUGUGUUGGGUUGGAAGGGACCU
Calidris pugnax (ruff) is the source of this 14914-nucleotide messenger RNA. It is a transcript of the gene EPPK1, whose product is annotated as epiplakin 1. The transcript is spliced from 3 exons. Gene Ontology annotation, cellular component: cytoplasm; cell junction; membrane. Bases 127 to 14472 code for a protein of 4781 amino acids. Gene Ontology annotation, molecular function: structural molecule activity; keratin filament binding. The record is from RefSeq and is a predicted model, not a curated record. NCBI's taxonomy places the organism in Eukaryota, Metazoa, Chordata, Aves, Charadriiformes, Scolopacidae. Gene Ontology annotation, biological process: wound healing; intermediate filament bundle assembly.